UACAUAUACAUAUAUACAGAGAGAGAGAGAGAGAGAGAGAGAGAGAGAGAGAGAUGGGAGGAGAGAGGGCAGAGCAGUGGGCAACAGUAACAGUAAUGGCGUUAACAAAUGUUGCAAUGGGGUCGGUGAAUGCGUUUGUAAAGAAGGCACUGGACGAUGAUAUCAACCACAUGGUCAUUGCUUCGUAUAGACUUGCCAUUUCUGCUCUCAUCUUGGCUCCCUUUGCCUAUUUUUGGGAAAGGAAAGUAAGACCAAGGCUAACAUUUUGGCUAUUGUGCGAACAUUUCAUCAGCGGUCUUCUCGGUGCAAGCCUGCUGCAGUUCUUCUUUCUACUCGGGCUUUCGUACACGUCGGCAACUGUCUCUUGCGCCAUACUCGGCAUGUUGCCUGCGAUUACGUUUACUUUGGCCCUCAUUUUCAGAUCGGAAAGCUUGAAUUUGAAGAGCAAGGCAGGACUGCUCAAGGUGUUGGGAACCCUAAUAUGCAUCAGCGGAGCACUCUUGCUGACGUUUUACAAAGGAUUGCCGAUAUCGAACCCUCGCUCUCAAUCAGAAGGUUUCUCGGACGGCUCACAACAGCAGCAGCAUCACGAUCCGAAGAAAUGGCUGUUGGGUUGUACGUGUCUACUCGUCGGCACCACGUUUCUGUCACUGUGGAUGCUUUUUCAGGCAAAGCUAAACAUCAGCUAUCCAUGCAAGUACUCCAGCACUUUCCUCAUGUCCGUUUUCGGCAGUCUCCAAUGCGCUCUCUUGAGUUUGACCCAAACCAGAGACCUCCAACGUUGGAUUCUCAAGGACAAAUUCGUCAUACUCAUCAUCCUCUACGCUGGAGUGGUGGGUCAAGCUAUGUCGACGGUGGCCACGUCAUGGGGCAUAAAAAAGAGAGGACCCGUUUUCGCAUCAACGUUCUACCCCGUCAUGCUCAUCUCCGCCACCUUAUUCGAUUUCAUCAUCUUACACCGUCAACUGUACAUCGGAAGUAUACUCGGUUCCGUCGUCUCUAUAAUGGGCCUCUACGUGUUUCUCUGGGGCAAGAACAAAGAUAUCGAGGCCGUGGCCAAGUUGUCUUCGCAGAAAGAGAACGACGAACAUGUUAAGACCGUAACUGAAGACGAUGAUACGAGGUUACAAGUUUAAUAUUCAUAUAAUCCUCUGUUUGUUAUUGAAUAAAGCAUGUAUUAUAUAUUAUUAUUGUUAUCUGUUCCUACACGGGAUUCAUCAGACGAUCAUAAUAAUAAUUCUGAUCUCGAUUUUUGUGCA
Molecule: messenger RNA, 1259 nt
Organism: Tarenaya hassleriana
Lineage: Eukaryota; Viridiplantae; Streptophyta; Magnoliopsida; Brassicales; Cleomaceae
Product: WAT1-related protein At4g01430
Exons: 6
Coding region: 54-1136 (360 amino acids)
Cellular component (GO): plasma membrane
Molecular function (GO): transmembrane transporter activity
Source: RefSeq, a predicted model, not a curated record